AUGUCAAAUUCCAACACAACUGAUUUCACCAACCCCUCCACAUUCAUCCUGCUGGGCAUUCCUGGCCUGGAGGCAGCCCACAUAUGGAUCUCCAUCCUGUUCUGCACCAUGUACGCCAUAGCCAUCUUGGGGAACUUCACCAUCCUGUUCAUAGUGAAGACGGAACCGAGCCUCCAUGAGCCUAUGUACUAUUUCCUCCUCAUGCUGGCCAUCAGCGACCUGGGCCUGUCUACAUCCAUGCUACCCAAAAUGUUGAGCAUCUUCUGGUUCAAUUCCAGGAAGAUCAGUUUCAGUGCCUGCCUUACCCAGAUGUACUUCAUUCACUGCUUCUCAGUGAUGGAGUCUGGGAUCUUCGUGGCCAUGGCUUUUGAUCGCUAUGUGGCCAUCUGCCAUCCCCUGAGAUAUUCCACCAUCCUGACAAACCCAGUUGUGGCCAAGAUCGGCGUGACUAUGGUGCUACGUGGUGGCAUGCUUGUACUUCCCUAUCCCUUCCUGGCGAGGCAAUGGACAUAUUGCAGAACCAACAUCAUCCCCCAACCAUACUGCGUGCAUAUAGCCGUGGUAAAUCUGGCCUGUGAUGACACCCGCAUUAGUAGUUACUAUGGGCUCUUUGUGCAAUUUUCUGUGACGGGUCUGGAUGGGAUUUUCAUUGCUGUGUCCUAUAUCCAGAUCCUCAGGGCCAUCUGCAGCCUCCCCACAAAGGACGCCCGGCUCAAGACUUUUCGGACCUGCAGCUCCCAUCUGUUUGCCACCUUAGCCUUUUACAUCCCAGGUCUCUUCAUCUCCCUCAUGAACCGGUUUGGCCAGAAUGUGCCCCUGCAUUUCCACGUUCUCAUUGCCAACGUGUACCUCUUGAUGCCUCCCAUGAUAAAUCCCAUCAUCUACGGGGUGAGGACCAGGCAGAUCCGGGGCAGGCUACUCCAGCUCUUUACUCAUACAGGGGCCUAA
Messenger RNA from Mauremys mutica (yellowpond turtle), 948 nucleotides. Its product is annotated as olfactory receptor 52K2-like. Lineage: Eukaryota; Metazoa; Chordata; Testudines; Geoemydidae. Gene Ontology annotation, biological process: G protein-coupled receptor signaling pathway. The record is from RefSeq and is a predicted model, not a curated record. The transcript has a single exon. Gene Ontology annotation, molecular function: G protein-coupled receptor activity; olfactory receptor activity. Gene Ontology annotation, cellular component: membrane. The coding region runs from base 1 to 948 and encodes 315 amino acids.